CACGUGUGGAAGUGCCGCCUAUCAGCGUCGGCGCUGCGAUCUCUGUUCACGCCGUCUUCCAGGUCAACAGUAGCGCUUCCGAAUGACUGCCGACGGGCUCAACAGCGGCGCAUUUGUGUGUUUCGAUCACAUUCGAUUCAUUGUUGGUAACGCUAAACAGGCAGCCUACUGGUACUGCGCUAAUUUUGGUUUUGAACCCUUCGCUUAUCGAGGUUUGGAAACAGGAAGCCGUCAAGUCGCUCAACAUGCCGUAAGACAAAACAAGAUUGUAUUCGUAUUCGAGUCUGCUCUGUUGCCAAAUAACAAAGAAAUUGGCGAUCACCUAGUGAAGCAUGGUGAUGGCGUAAAGGAUGUUUGCUUUGAGGUGGAUGAUGUCGCCGCUAUCAUGGAGCACGCAAAAAGCGUUGGUGCUGAAGUUGUGAAGGAUGUGACGGAGGAGUCUGACGAACAUGGAACCAUCAAAUACGCUGUUGUGAAAACGUACGGUGACACAGUCCACACUCUUCUGGAGAGAAAGAAGUACAAAGGACUAUUCCUACCCGGAUUCAAACCUCACCCUUCAAGCAAAGUUUUCUUUCAAAGUCUGCCAAGGGCUGGGCUAAAUUUCGUUGAUCACUGCGUGGGCAAUCAACCGGAUCUUGAAAUGAACUCUGCUGUGGAAUGGUAUGAGAAAGUGCUGUGCUUCCAUCGAUUCUGGUCAGUAGAUGACUCUAUGAUCCACACUGAGUACUCCGCUCUGCGCUCCAUUGUCGUCACUAAUCACGAAGAAACCAUCAAAAUGCCCAUAAAUGAGCCAGCAAUGGGAAAGAAGGCAGUCUCGCAAAUUCAGGAAUACGUCGACUACUACGGCGGCGCAGGAGUUCAGCACAUAGCUCUAAACACGAGCGACAUCAUCAGUGCCAUUGAAGCACUUCGAGCUCGAGGCGUAGAGUUCUUGACCAUUCCGAAGUCCUACUACGAUAAUUUGCGUACGAGAUUGAGCAAAAGCGGCACAAAGAUCACCGAGGACAUGAAUCGUCUGCAAAAACUGCACAUUUUGGUCGAUUUUGAUGAAAAUGGCUAUCUCCUACAGAUUUUCAGUAAACCAUGUGAAGACCGACCAACUCUUUUCAUAGAAGUUAUACAACGGCAUAAUCAUCAGGGCUUCGGCGCCGGGAACUUCAAAGCUUUGUUCGAGUCUAUAGAAUUGGAGCAGAACGAGCGUGGCAACUUAUUCUAUGAAGAUGUCGCAACUGGUGGAAAGAGAAUCUAGAAUCUCAACUGCCUUAUACCGAAAAUAAACAUGAUUC
Molecule: messenger RNA, 1289 nt
Organism: Cylicocyclus nassatus
Lineage: Eukaryota; Metazoa; Nematoda; Chromadorea; Rhabditida; Strongylidae
Source: the annotation of a GenBank genome assembly